Messenger RNA from Microcebus murinus (gray mouse lemur), 3849 nucleotides. The record is from RefSeq and is a predicted model, not a curated record. Lineage: Eukaryota; Metazoa; Chordata; Mammalia; Primates; Cheirogaleidae.
UUGUACUAGAAGUUGAAUAAUGGAAAAACAAAACCAAUAGGUUCCUUUUCGCUUUUACUUUUUGGUUAAGCAAAUCUUGGAGAAGUUACCUGACUCGUCAGAAUGUUAAUCAGUCACUUUAAUUUUGUGAAAGGAAUUACUCUGAAAGUGUAGUUAAAUAAAAAUGGGGAUCUUCCUGCUAAGUGAGUAUUUGUUGAAAUUACUCAACUGUGAUUCUUUGGUUUUGUGAAACUUCAAGGAAGACUUUUAACUCUUCCCCUUCUAUCCCUUCCCUCUACAGUCCAUCAUCUUGGUCAGGCCUUUGUUAAUAACCUUUUCCCAGCCUUCCAAAAGGUGGCUUUGCCCCAUUCUGCUUCUCAGUGCUUUUAAGCACCUGCAGAUGACUUCCUCAGGUCAGCUUUAAUUGCCAUUUACCUCUUGGAACAACUUCCCAGGAUUCCUUGUUGCCUAAUGAAUUUAAUAAUUUCUUACCAUAUUAUUCUAGGCCCUGAAAAUAUACUCCCAAUCUGUAUCGUUCUAGCCUCCCCUCCCCCAGUUUGUUGUUUACUAAGACAGUGAGCAAGUUAGUGUGCUCCCUGAGGAGACAGCUAAGAUGAUUAGAGAUUUUUAGGUAUGGAAGGACUUACAAGAAGUUUAUUCUUGAUGGAGAAUGGAAAUUAUUAACCAUUGUGACUUUGAGAAUGUUCAUUGUUUUUGAAUGACUAUUAUCAGAAAGACAAAGAGUGUUGAGUGACUCCCAGUAGUCUAGGAGGAGAGAAUACAGGAGAUGUGUUUUGGACAUUUGGAGACUAAGGUGAUGUGGGUGUUAAGGCAUAAAUGAUUGACGAGAAUAGGGAGAGAGGAGUGGGUAGAAAGUGUAGCUGGAAUGAAAACUAGAUAUAAUAUUGUGAGUAAUAUUCUUUCAUUUCAUAUUUAUGUAUAAGAAAGACUAUUAAACAAUGUCUAGAUUGAAAAGAUUGUCACUAAUACAAACAAUAAAUGACUCUUACUAUAAGAAAAUAAUAAAAAGAGAAAUGGCAGCUGAAGAAAAAUUGGAAUGAGGAAAGCUAUUAGGAAUUUUCUAUAAAAUGACAGUUGUGUAAGAUGAGGAGAGAAAAGUCUGAGAAGAACCAUGUCUCCUCCAUCCCCCCAAAACCGUGUGGUUUUGCCAUGUUCUGUUCAGGAGUAUCAGGUUGGGCAGCUUUACUCUGUUGCAGAAGCUAGUAAAAAUGAGACUGGCGGUGGUGAAGGAAUUGAAGUCUUAAAGAAUGAACCUUAUGAGAAGGAUGGAGAAAAGGGACAGUAUACACACAAAAUUUAUCACCUAAAGAGCAAAGUUCCUGCAUUCGUGAGGAUGAUUGCUCCUGAGGGCUCGUUGGUGUUUCAUGAGAAAGCCUGGAAUGCAUACCCCUACUGUAGAACAAUUGUAACGAAUGAAUAUAUGAAAGAUGAUUUCUUCAUUAAAAUUGAAACAUGGCAUAAACCAGACUUGGGAACACUAGAAAAUGUACAUGGUUUAGAUCCAAACACGUGGAAAACUGUUGAAAUUGUCCACAUAGAUAUCGCAGAUCGAAGUCAAGUUGAACCAGCAGACUACAAAGCUGAUGAAGACCCAGCAUUAUUCCAGUCAGUCAAGACCAAGAGAGGCCCUUUGGGACCCAACUGGAAGAAGGAGCUAGCAAACAGCCCUGACUGUCCUCAGAUGUGUGCCUAUAAGCUGGUGACCAUCAAAUUCAAGUGGUGGGGACUGCAGAGCAAAGUAGAAAACUUCAUUCAGAAGCAAGAAAAAAGGAUAUUUACAAACUUUCAUCGCCAGCUUUUUUGUUGGAUUGACAAGUGGAUUGAUCUGACGAUGGAAGACAUCAGGAGGAUGGAAGAUGAGACUCAGAAAGAAUUAGAAACAUUACGUAAUCAAGGUCAAGUGAGGGGAACAAGUGCAGCCAGUGAUGAGUGAAGAAUCUGACCAGUAUCUUACAGUGUUGAAGUUUCCCAGCGUUUGCUUGUGAUGAUAUGCACACAUGCACAGGUUCCCAGCCACGUGUGUAUACGUGUGUGUGUGUCUGUAGCUGUAUAUAAAACGCAUGUAGAGCUACAGAUCCAGAUACACGUUUGUGUAUAUAUGUACAUACAGACAUACUGAAGGGAUUAGUACAAUUUCUCCAAAGUACUGUACCUAUCUUCAGCAAGAAUGCAAAAGAAAAUAUUUUCAAUAUAUAUACCUGGAACAGAUUUUAAUAAGUAUCAGAGUAAUACCAUUAAUGGACAAAUUUGACUGCAUUGUAAUACUAGCUGGUAUGUUUCAUAAAUGUCAAGCUGUGGACCAAUAUAUAUAGCCUUUUGUUAUUUCUGUUGUUUUAAAUCAGUCUCUUAUAAAUUUUUAUUUUAGUCCCAUAAGCAGCAGACUCCCACAGAAAAAUUUCUUCAAAAUUUUUUGGUAUUCCAGUGAAUCUGGAAUGUAAACUCAGAAUGUAUUUAUAACUAUUUAUUUCUGGACGGUUAUUAUCUUGUAGCCAAAUUUGACAAUAUCUAUUAAGUAAGGAGUAAAGUUACAGGCAAGUUUUUACUUAUUUGCCCUGAGGGAAAAAUCCUUUUAAAAAAAAUUUCUGGUUUUUAUUGGAUUUUUGUAUUUUAAAUUUCAAAUAUUUUUCUAUAUCAAACCUAGCAAAAAUGGAGAUGACGGUUUGUGAUUUAUAGUAAACACUAGACAAUUUUCAGGCUCCUGUUAGGCAAAUUGGUGAAGAAAUUAAUCUUAAUAAUAUUGUAGGCUAUGUAGAAAAAUUGAAAGCAUGGGACUUCCGUGGAGUCUUGUUUUGGAAAUGAUUUUUCUGGAUUAACAGCUUGGAAACUAUGCAAAUGGUCUAGGUUCCUCACAGCUCACACGAUACGAUGUAGAUAGUGAUGACAUUUUGCUCUUUCAUGUUGAAAUACACUUCAAGGAGGAGAUGCUGCCUUUGAGAUAGAAGUUUAAGACUCAGUGUCUCGGCUGCGCACGAUUAGGGGCCCUGCCAAGGGGCCCGCGGACCUGACUCUGGGACACGCCCCCAAGUAGGGUGUCAUCAGAACAUAUCCUGAAUUCCUAAAUGGGCAUCAUGAGGAUGCUGGUUAGAAGCCACUGCCACCCUUUUCUUUUCUUCUUUUUCUUUUUUAAAGAACAAUAGCUAGAUAAGAUUUUUUAUAAGCUUUCUCUGUCCGAAUCCAGUUUUUCUCCUGUCAGUCCUGGAAGCUUGAAUAGAAUAAUGUUGUUGAAGCCUUCAGGUCACAAACUGUCUUUUUUAACCUCUCGUCCUUCCUAAAACACGCCAACCCUGCAGUCAGACCACGUUAGUGAUCUGAUUUGCUGACAGUCCUGCCCUCCCUGCCCCGAGUUUUCACACACGUCCCGCGUCCCCUCUGGAGCGAUCGCAGCGAAUCAGACAAGGAAGGAUGUUUAGGAUCACUACUGCAUUGCGAUGCCCUGUACCCUCAGCAGCAAACCCCACAUUUCAUACAUCCUUUGUGUACUCAGGAUAAAGACUGAUGUUUACUCUCUGGACACUGUUGUAAGAUAGGUUUUGUUAGAGCAUAAUCAUUGUCUGCAAAGUGUUUGGUGCGAGGAAGAUUCUUGCUAAUUUUGUGAAAUGAAGAGUCUAGCCCUCUCUUUUUAAUGAACUUAACUCUCACUGGCAUCUGUAGUAUCAUUGGGAGCUUGGGCACACAUGGAAAUGAGAGCCUGGCGCAUGGAUUUUAAUGUUUUUCUAACAACUGUGGAGAUUUGAGGGAAUGUGUGGUGAAUGUAAAAUACCUAGUUUACUUGGCAGUCUCUUGUGUAAAUUACAGUAAAACAAAGUAAAUGAAAUUUAAACAAAAAAUAAAUUUGAUCACAAAAUGCCA